CGGAAGUGGCUCUGGGAGCGAGGCGAAUCGGGGAAGGCAGCGAUGGCUGCCGGCGUACCCUGUGCGCUUGUCGCCAGCUGUUCUUCCACCUUCACCGGGGACAGGCUGGUUCAACAUAUUCUUGGAACAGAAGAUCUUGCUGCAGAUACGCCUGCCAACAAUGGUGUGAGAUUUUACCCCUGGACUAUUGAUAACAAAUACUAUUCUGCAGACAUCAAUCUGUGUGUGGUGCCAAAUAGAUUCCUCGUCACAGCUGAAAUUGCAGAGGCUGUCCAGGCUUUCAUUGUUUGCUUUGACAGCACCCAAAAAUCUGGUCUUGACAGUGUUUCAUCAUGGCUUCCAUUGACAGAAGAAUGGCUUCCAGAGGUGAUGAUCUUGGUUUGUGACAGAGUGUCUGAAAAUGGUGUAAACCGACCAAAAGCUCAAGAAUGGUGCAUCCAACAUGGCUUUGAGUUGGUAGAACUUAAUCCAGAAGAAUUACCUGAGGAAGAUGAUGACUUCCCAGAGUCUACGGGGGUAAAGAGAAUCAUACAAGCCUUGAAUGCCAAUGUCUGGUCGAAUGUAGUAAUGAAGAGCGAGAGAAACCAAAGCUUUGGCCUUCUUAGUUCAUUGGCUGGUGCAAACUGUAACAUUGGGUCAACUGAGAACCAUCACACUGAACCUCAUUUGCCUGUAGGAGAUGGGACUGAAUGCUGCUUUGACCGUCUAGAUAGCGCUUCUAACACAACUGACUCCCAGGUUGAUAGCAUUGUAGACCCCAUGCUAGAUCUGGAUAUCCAAGAGUUAGCCAGUCUCACUACUGGAGGAGGAAAUCUGGAAAAUUUUGAACGACUUUUUUCAAAGCUAAAAGAAAUGAAAGACAAAGCAGCGACUUUGCCUCAUGAACAAAGAAAGUUGCAUGCAGAAAAGGUGGCCAAAGCAUUUUGGAUGGCAAUUGGUGGAGACAGAGAUGAGAUUGAAGGCAUUUCUUCUGAUGAAGAAAACUGAACUUCUUGUGUCUGGUUAGCCAAGAUGCUCCACAGCAGCCAAAGCCCUGACACUUCCUGGAUGGACCCUGUUUUGUUUUGCUGAGAUUCCCAUCAUCAUGUUGACCAUCUAGCCAGUGUAAAGGGUUGAUUGUUGGUUUUGAUAGUAGCUUACAGAAGGCUGUCCUCCCUCAGAGUCUAUUAUAAGGGAAUGAAGAGUAUGACAAUUAGAAGUGAGCUUCCUCCAGAUUUACUUUUUGCUCUAGAGGAGUGGGAAUUAGCUACAGAAGCUCUUGCCCAUGUAAAUGAGUCAAGCCACUGUGGGCUAUCCAUUCUGUCAUGGCAACAGUCCCUGUAUUUCUAUUCAGUUACCAUUGCUCCUGAGUUUAUACCAUCAUUCCCAGGACUUUAUCUCCUCUCACUUUCUCAGCUAAUUUUCAAGAACCAAGCUUACCUGAUCCAUGAUGUCUUUCUUCCUUUUGUGAGGUGAGAAAAGAAAGGAGACCUCAUGUUAAAUUGGUAAUUAAAUGUAUGGCAGCUCUGACCUUACUAAGUGGCACAUGGUUUAAUCUGUAAAUGCAGAUUUACAGAAAUGUCUGUGGACUCUGCCUUUUAAAGGUUUCACUCCUUCUAACUAAGCUCAUGCCAGAAGACUGUCUUGGACAGUGGAUUUUAUUGUUGCAGAAAAUGAGCAGUUUCAUUAAAUAUACAAGGAAGGAAUAACCUUCACUACUGUUGUGUUUAUAUGAGAGAGAGACAGCCUUCUGAAGUUUCUAAAUGGGAUUUUAAAGAGCAUGGGAGCAAUAUAAUGAAUGUAGCUGCCCCAAUAUCAUCAGAAAGAUAAAAUGGAAUAACAAUAAGUAUUUUAGUAUUUCCCCACAAAGAUCGUCUCCCGCUGCUGAUGAUACCCAAAGUAAUGUUGUCACCCCAUAUAUGCUUACAAAUAAGUGAGGUAUCCCAUUCUUUUGGGCUACGAACCAAACUAAGAUAUAGAGUAGUGACAGUGGAUGGUAUAGAGGAGGUAGUGUUAGGAAACUAAUUUACAACAAAUUCAUAAGUACUGUGAUUGUAGGGCUUUGACAUUUCCUAUGAACCUUCCAUAAAUAGCAGCUCUGAGUGCCCUUGUGGUUUUUAUCCUGUGAAAAAGGUCAAUAUGCACUUUUGAAUGGAACAGUACUAAGGGGAACUCUCCCAAAGAAAUAGCAGAGAGAGUUCGUGAAAAUCAUUUUUUAAAAGGCUGCUUUUGUGAAUUACUUAUUAUCAGCAUGGGAGAGUAGUGGAUCUCACAGGCUACAAGCUAGACUUAAAAGAAGUAGAGGUUUGCUGGUGGUGGUUGCUCAGGUUGCAGGUCCAGGCCUGAGGCAAUUCCAGAGGUGAAAACAACCUGGCAUCUAGAGGAAGCCCAGGCUUGAUCACACACAGGAGCAAGUCUGACCCUCACACAUCCUCUUACACGUUCUACAGAAACUGAAAUGAGGGAGCCGUAAGAACAGGACAAUUCCAGCAUACGAGACUGUCCUGCAGCAGCACUCUCCCCAAAGUGAACUGCCAACCACAGAAGAGACUGUGACAUUCAUGGUGUUUCUUUUAAGAUGAUUGUGUUAGCUAUUCUAUUAAGAACGUUGAUGAAGUCCAGCAUGAAGAUGGGAGAGGAGGUUGGAGAAUUUUUUCCCCUUACCAUGACCAGAAGCAUUAGGGAAACAGUUAGGUCAUAUGUAUUAGGGAAAACUGAUUGGAAAAAGCUGUGAACUUGAUUUUAUAAAUUAAACAUGGCUGGAUUGAUUAAAAUGAGUGUUAUUUAUGAAG
Messenger RNA from Vombatus ursinus (common wombat), 2771 nucleotides. RefSeq names its product alpha and gamma adaptin binding protein (gene AAGAB). The transcript is spliced from 11 exons. The record is from RefSeq and is a predicted model, not a curated record. The coding region runs from base 43 to 987 and encodes 314 amino acids. NCBI's taxonomy places the organism in Eukaryota, Metazoa, Chordata, Mammalia, Diprotodontia, Vombatidae.